Oncorhynchus keta (chum salmon) is the source of this 4913-nucleotide messenger RNA. It is a transcript of the gene gja5b, whose product is annotated as gap junction protein, alpha 5b. The transcript is spliced from 4 exons. The coding region runs from base 1116 to 2330 and encodes 404 amino acids. The record is from RefSeq and is a predicted model, not a curated record. Gene Ontology annotation, cellular component: connexin complex. Gene Ontology annotation, biological process: cell communication. Lineage: Eukaryota; Metazoa; Chordata; Actinopteri; Salmoniformes; Salmonidae.
AAGGGAGGAGGCUAUUGGAGGGCUGCCGGGUGCUGGGUAUGGUAGGAAGGACAGGCCACAAGUGAUGUCUGGUAUUUCUUCCACUGCCACCAUGCUUAAGGCUGCAUUUCUGCCUGUGGUCUGUCUGGUAGUCUCCUACAUUACAGACAGCUGCUCUAGCUCAUCAGCCUGAGGUCUGUGCCCUCAUCUACUCCGUCCGUCCUCGAAGUCUGCAUCACCAGUCCCUCUACCCUGAUCUCUGCCAAGGAAUGAAAACAGGGAAAGAGAGGAAAAUAGUCAUUAUAGUUGACGAAAACAUUUCAGUUUUCUUAAAGUUGAAAGAUUCUGUUUUCUUCCGCUGAUCAUUGACAGAUAGUGGAUUUGAUCCCUCAACACAUCAAGCCAACUGGUGAUAGACUCAAUUUUCUGCCUCAGGGGAGAGAGAUAAACAGCUUUCUGUUUGGACUCUAGAAGAGAGACUCGACAUUGGGGGACAAACCCAGUCAUCUUUAGCCAGAACACUGAAAGAGACUAAGUUUUCUGCUUUACCCUGACAGACACAACUUUCUGUGUCAAGACAAGACAUGACGAGAAGUCUUCUGUCUGAACAGAGACACACAGCCUAGAAAGAGAGACCAGGACUUGGAUUUCACCCUCUCAGAAAAGGAACCAGCCUGGUCUAAGCAGCUGCAUCUCAGAGGUUAACAACAGCAGGAGCAGGACGGAAGGGCAGAGGGAGCACCUUCUUCCUCCCUAAAGUACCCCCAGCUGCCAAGACCCCAGUCAGGUACAUUGUCCUGGUGCUGAUCUAAGUAAGACGGGGCCUGCAAAGUGCCAACAAGCACUGAGGAAAACCAUAAUGAGCUGGUCUGGGGUAUUUAUUUUUAACACUGACAGAAGGACUGCUUGGCCUGCUGGGUGUGAGAAAAAACGAUGGAAGAGUUUUUUUCUCAAAGCGCAGAGAGACUGGUUUUCUUGAGAACGGGCGAUUUCCUUUUAAGUUUCGUGGCAGUAGGAAAUCAUAUUGUUUGACAUUGCUUCCUCGACUGCCUAGGGGGGAGACAGGAUGGCGACCAAGACCCCUCAGACAGAAAUGCAAAGGGAGGCCGUUCCAGAGGUGUGGUGUGUGACGGGUGAUGGCCGACUGGAGUCUCCUGGGCAACUUCUUGGAAGAGGUGCAGGAGCACUCGACGUCUGUGGGCAAGGUGUGGCUCACCAUCCUCUUCAUCUUCCGUAUUCUGGUCUUGGGCACGGCCGCCGAGUCGUCGUGGGGCGACGAGCAGGAGGACUUCACCUGCGACACGGAGCAGCCCGGUUGCGAGAACGUUUGUUACGACACGGCCUUCCCCAUCGCCCACAUCCGCUACUGGGUGCUGCAGAUUGUCUUCGUGUCCACGCCGUCGCUCAUCUACAUGGGCCACGCCAUGCACACGGUGCGCAUGGAGGAGAAACGCCGGCGCAAGGAGCAGGAGGACCAGGGGGGAGGUGACGGGGAGGAAGGAGGAGGGGAAGGCGGAGAGGAGAAGCAUUAUCUGGAGCACGGGGAAGAGAAGGGGGGAGAGUGCGGGAAGGAGGGCAGCGGCAUAGGGAGGGUGCGUCUGCGCGGGGCGCUGCUGCAGACUUACGUGUUGAGCAUCCUGAUCCGGACGCUAAUGGAGGUGGUCUUCAUCGUGGUGCAGUACAUCCUCUACGGGGUCUUCCUCAAUGCCCUGUACGUGUGCCACAGCCGGCCCUGUCCCCACCCGGUUAACUGUUACGUCUCGCGGCCCACGGAGAAGAAUGUGUUCAUCGUGUUCAUGCUGGCCGUGUCGGGCGUGUCGCUGUUUCUCAGCGCCGUGGAGCUCUACCACCUGGCCUUUAAGCAGUGUCAGAGGUUUCUGAGGAGGAAACGACAACAGCAGCAACAGCAGCAGCAACAGCUGCUACAAGGACGCACGCCUUCAAGUGCUACGGUCAUCACCGCUGAACCUGACAGCCCACCCCGUCCAUCCAUGCCCUGCACCCCACCCCCAGACUUCAGCCAGUGUGUUAGCUCUUCCCCUCACACACACCCCAUGCACACCCAAUCCCACCCCCAUCCUAGCUGCCCCCCUUUCAACAACCGGCUGGCCCACCAGCAGAACUCGGUCAACAUGGCCACUGAGCGCCACCGUGUUGUCCACAAUGACCUUGAAACGGAAGACUUCCUGCACGUGACCUAUGAGGGGCACGCCAACACGCCCAACGCCUGCACCCCGCCCCCUUCGCUGCUCCAAAACGGCUUCCAAAAUGGUUUCCUGAAGGACAAGAGGCGUCUGAGCAAGACCAGCGGCUCCAGUAGCCGUGUGCGACCCGAUGACUUAGCUGUAUAGCUCCAAUUCCCAACACACACACACACUGUCCCUGGAUCGUUUCAAACACACACACCCAAGACUGGGAUGACUGUUACUCAUCUGUUGUCGGGGACUAAUUUGAACACUGCAUGGCACAAGUUAACGAAGUCACAAAGUAUCACAAGUCUUGAAACGGAAUACUCAAACUAAUCAAACAGCUGUAGAGGGGUUAGUGCCUUCAUAUUUAGCCCUCAGGACUAAUCCACUAAUGUGACUGUCUGAGACCUCGGUCUGACUGCGUCCUAAAUGGCUCCCUAUUGCCUGUCUAGCGCACUACUUUAAACCAGGGCACAUAUAGCUUUGGUCAAAAGUAGUGCACUAUAUAGGGGAAUAAGAUGCCAUUUGAGACAGAGACAUUGACUCUGACUGCUGUCGCGGAGUCUCUCCCUGAGAGACAGGGGGGCCUUGUGCCAGACCUGAGAAUGAGUGGGUCACUGCCACACUAUCAACUUUGUGACACUGACUGGCUGCUGGGGACAGCUAAGUGGGACAGAUGAGAGCCAGUCUGUCACUCAGAGAGAGAGAGAGAUAUGUGAAGGACGGCUGCCUGUCAAUGACCCACAAACGUACGCUUAGAUGAACGCUCUGCGUGUGCAAGCUUGCUCUCUCUCAUGCAUGCACACGAACGCAUACACACACACACUUUACAUUUACAGAGGCACGCAGACACUUUCGUUGGCAUACAACACAAACACGCAGACACACCAUGCUAAUCCUGAUGUUGUCAUCACUUCCCACCAGAGAUCCAGUAGGACCUACAGGGAUGACCCAUGGGAUUAAAAUAUAUUUUCUUGUGUACUUUGUAUGGUUAAAGAGAGACAGACAAAACUACAACCUAUUCUGAUAUGGGCUUUAUUUAUGUGGAGCCAUCAUCGGUUAAAGCAGACAUCCCAAACUUCCCAGGGUGUGGGGAGGACAUAGUUCAUAGUGCAUAGUUCAGAUACCCUGACUGACCUGGUUCCCCGUUACCUAAAACCAUCUGAAAGGCUAAAUUUAUUGUUAGAACCUUCGUUGGAGCAUCAUUAUAUCUCAGAGCUGUUUCCCAAAACCAUCGUUAACAACUUUGCAAUUGAGAAACGCUCGUAACCUAACGACGGCCUCGGACAACUCCUAGAAUAUCUGCUAAACAUUGUGUCACAUGGUGUCUCUGUGACGCCGAUCACUUCAGAACAAAGUCGACUCGAAAUACAAAGGUGCCAAUGUGUUUGCAAUUGAUACAAACAAGCGACAAAUGCAAAUAUGCUUCAAAUGAAAACCGGAGAUGACUGCAUUAAAAUAUAAACAGUAGGCCUAUUUCAAUAAUAUUGAAAUACAUUUCACAUUCAAUCAAUUGAGUUCUAUUUUGUUCAGGGGCACAACUUUGGUUUUAGAAGUGGGGGGGACAUAAAUAUAUAUAUAUAUGUAUGUUUAUCCAGUCAGAUAAACACUCCAAAAAUGCAACUUCAGAAUGUGGGGGGGACAUGUCCCCCGUCCACAGUGAAAGUUGCACCCCUGCUUUUGCUACUGUCAGUAUUUGUCUCAACAUAUUCCCUGAUGUGUGCGCAAUGAUGUGCCAAAUCGGUGAUUUGGUGAAUUUUCAUUGGGUUGGCAUUAUUCAUAAAAACAGCCUCAAUGGGAGCUGUCAGUAUUGUGAAAUAAUUAUAAUGUUAAGGAAAUAUUUGAAUGGAGAAAGCUGAUCCGAGACCAGCGCUCUUUUUCUUUAGAGCCUAUCAGUAUCAAUGCUCCAACGACGCACUUUGCGACCGUUCUCUCUGCGUGGUGAUUUGGCAGACGCAUCUUCCUUCGGUCGUUGUCGGAAAGAUGCAUCAUUAAAACACUCAUAAGCCUAAAUUCCAUCGCUAUCAGAAAACCGGGCAGAGACUUUGACCGCGAAUUUUGCCAAACGAGUGCUCGUCUAUUGUCAAGGAAUUCUCUUCAUUUUUGGAAAGGCAUUCCCUUUCAGAAUUAGCAAACAGAAGGGCUGAUUAUAUAUAUAUAUAUAUAUAUAUAUAAUAUAAAUAGGAUCUAGCUUUUUUAUCUGGCAAAGUAUGUGAUCAGAAACUGAAAUAGUUUUGCACUGGUUUACAGAAUCUGUGUGUAUAGUCUUUUUAAAAAAUCUCAGAUUUGCGUUUUGAAAUGUUUAACUAAAUCUAAAAACUAAUUAACAAAAAAAUGUUGUCUAGCUAAUUUUCAACACAUCUUUGUUUAAUGUGAAUUAUAUUGUAUUGGGGUGGUGUCAUUGCGAUCACAUUUUUGUCAACUUUGCACUUUAGCAAAAGGCAAUGUGAAAAUCUGUAUCUUUAGUGUUACAAAUGUUUUCAUGUUAAUUUUGUGUAUAAAAGUAUAUAUUGUCUGCCGUUAAAAACACAUUUACCCGUGACACAUGAUAGGAAUUUGCAAGCUGUCUUAUCCACUCAUUUUUCAAGUAGAGCGAUUCUAUUUUGCACACUGAGGACAACGUUCACUGUACUGUCUGCACUAUAUUGUAUAUUGACUGUGUAUGGUAAAGACCACUGAUUCCCUUCGCAUUAAGACAAAAUGUCAAACGAGCACAAACUCAAUAUAUACAUCCCAUAUGUACCA